CCUUGGAGUUAGGCAAGGCCUCUGGCAUUUUCUAACCCAGCCUCUCAUCUGUGGAGGGAGUUUUCCUUAUUCUCUGGUCCCUGUGGCUGUGGUCCCUGGCCCCCGGGAGCUGCCCUCGCAGGGCUGAAUACGAAGGCCACUCAGGCCAUGCGUCCCCAGCUCCAUCAGGGGGCUCCCAGGAUGGUCCCCCUUGUGGGACACAUUGCAGAGACUUCUUGUUCUCUGGGGCAGAAAUCUGCCUCGUGGCAGCCUCUCCCCACCCGGGGACGCCCCACAGAGCCCAAGGGAAAGGCCGACUCUCUCAUAAUAUAGCACAACUUCCUAUCUCUUUCUUCCUACCAGACGUUUCCGGUUUCUCUAACUCUUCUCUGGCAAGGCUUCUGCUGACCCCCCUGACACUGAAGCCCGGCUACCAAGCUGGCUCAAACUCGAGCCUCUGGGAUGUCCAUGAGCCCUCCCGACAGACUCCUUCCUUUCUCCCCCCGUCUUUUCUUUGCCAUUGGCAGCGUGUGUCACAGUCCCGCGUACCUAAGAGAUGUUUGAUAGACGCUUGGCGAACUGCUUUGACGUCGUCCACGUGGCCAGUUUGUCAAAGGUCACGCCUCUGAGGUCAGAGCUCUUCCCACAAACGUUGGGUGAUGCCUGCGCGGUGCCCAGCGUCACAACAGGCGCCCGGGACCCAUCAGCCCAUAGAGCCCGCACACGUGUCACGGUGGUAGCCUAGCCACAGCUCAUGUUUGCUUAGCCCUGUAUAUCGUACAGAGUCUUUCUUCCGUAUUUAUCUUAGUCGAUUCCAUGGCAACCUGAUGAUUUACAGGUGAGAAGGCUGAGGUCCAGCACGAUCUGCUGAUGCAGGUUAUGGAGCUAUUCAGUCACACGGAAAGGCACUUCUCGGGUCUUCUGGGGACGUCUAACCCUGCGCUCCACCUCGACUCAUCAAGGUCUCCUCUAGAGUUCUGGGGAAUAACUAGGUUAUCCCGCGGUCCUCAUCUUGUCUUCGCGGGAAAGUUCUGAUUUAAUUUAAAAACUCCCUUUGGUAUUGAAGUAUAAUUGACAUACAAUGUUAUAUCCGUUGCAGGUGCCCAGCCUAGUGAUUCGAACUACAUUCCCUACCUUAUUUCAUGCUCACCACGAUAAACGUAGUUACCGUCUGCCACUCGAUUUUACUUUUUGCCCCGCCCCCUACCCCGGGUCAAAGCAAUGUUUAUUCAAGAAUUAUCUGCCCCCCUCCAAAAAGAGAAAAAGAGAGAGAGAGAGAGAGAGAGGACAAUGCCAAGAGAAUGCAGAACCCCGAAACGGCUGCUGAACAUCAGCAGUGUUCAUCUCAAAGAUUACUCAACUGAGGGUUUAGUAUGUAAUUCCAGCAGCAGAAAAGAAGAACUGUACUGAGCUUGAUAACUUUCUGAAAACUUGCAGAGCAGCGAGCCUGUUUAAAAGGGGAAGCCGUCUUGUGUCCUACCUUCCCAAUGCCUCUGAUCAGACGGCUCCUCCAUUUCGUGCGUGGCAAGACCUAAGCUGUCCCCGGGUGCAUAAAAGACUUUGCUAAAGUAACAGUCAUCCACACUUGGCCUUUUGUACCUCAUCAGUCAGCAUGCCCACGGCUGGGCCCAUCGUGUGUUCUCCAUGCCUUCCUAAAUUCUCAACUACUGAGGACAUGACCGCUCCAAGUUAGCCAUUUCGCGUGUAUCGAUGUUGACUUCGUAAGAAACAGUCCGUGAAAAUAGAACUUGCAUAUACAGCCAUCACCUACUACUGCCCAGAAUAUAUACAUCGCUGAACACUUUCUGGAAGCAAUUUGACAAAACGCAUCAAGAGACUUAGAAAACAGGUGGAUGGAUACCUCUGGCUCCUUCAACUCAUCUUUACCAGGGACAAUGGAGGCUUUGAUGGCCGGAACUGAGACGGUGACAGCGGAUGCGUCUGUCAGGACCACACUGUUCGACUAUGAGUUCUCGCUGCCAUGUGAGAAAAUCAAUGUCAAGGAGCUGGGGUCCCGCCUCUUGCCCCCACUGUAUUCCCUGGUGUUCGUGGUUGGUCUGCUGGGCAACGCGAUGGUGGUGGUGAUCCUCACAAAAUACAGGAGGCUCCGGAUCAUGACCAACAUCUUCCUGCUCAAUUUGGCCAUUUCUGACUUGCUCUUCCUGUUCACUCUGCUGUUCUGGAUUCACUACAGCAGGUGGAACGAGUGGGUGUUCGGCCACUUCAUGUGUAAGCUCCUCUCCGGGCUUUAUUACAUGGGCUUGUACAGCGAGAUUUUCUUCAUCAUCCUGCUGACCAUAGACCGGUACCUGGCCAUCGUCCACGCCGUGUUCGCCCUGCGGACCCGGACCGUCACUUUCGGUAUCAUCAUGAGCGUCCUCACCUGGGGCCUGGCAGGGAUAGCAGCCCUCCCUGAAUUUAUCUUCCAUCAGUCCCAAAAUGAUGCUGAACAGUACAUCUGUUUGCCUCUUUAUCCAGGAGGCCAAGAGGAUAACUGGAAGCGUUUCCAUGCUCUGAGCAUGAACAUCCUCAGUCUGGCCCUGCCUCUGCUCAUCAUGGCCGUCUGCUACGCGGGAAUUAUUAGGACACUGCUGAGAUGCCCCAAUAAAACCAAGUACAAGGCCAUCCGGCUCAUUUUUGUCAUCAUGGUGGUCUUUUUCAUGUUCUGGGCCCCCUACAACCUGGUCCUCCUUCUCUCUGCUUUCCAAACGAUCUUCUUUGAGGUCAGUUGUGAGCAGAGCAAAUGGCUCGAUGUGGCCAUGCAGGUGACAGAGGUGAUCGCCUACACGCACUGCUGCGUUAACCCCGUCAUCUACGCCUUCGUCGGCGAGAGGUUCCGGGAGCACCUCAGCCACUUCUUCCGCAGGCACGUGGCCACCAACCUGGGCAAAUACAUCCCGUUCCUUCCCAGCGAGAAAUCAGACCGAGCCAGCUCUGGCUCCCCAUCAACGGGGGAACAGGAGCUCUCGUUUGUCUUUUAGGCCAGAUGCGGAAAAUUACCUAAAGCGGAGGCGCCGGGCAGAUGAAGGAAACACAUUAAGUCCAUCGCGUUGACCUUAACGCCAGCCCUUUGAACUUCUAGCUCGAUGCCGAAACUUGUAAAGACAUUAAAGUGUAUACACAAUGGGGUCAGCAGACCCGUGUGCCCCGGGCGUUAACGGGGGUCACUAGUUAGUCAGUUCACUUGCCGUCCACACAGAAGUUUGCUCGGUUCUCAGAAGAGUUACAUCCAGUGUAACGUACCCAAGUGUUAGCUAGUCACUAUAUGCAGCUAUGAGCAGGUAAAUCAUUUUAUAGUUUAAACCUUAACUUUAGCCAGCUGUUGCAUAAAUGAAACGUGUUUCACAAAAUACAAUAAAUCAGUCGCAAUACUUUUAA
This is a messenger RNA of Leopardus geoffroyi (Geoffroy's cat), 3357 nucleotides long. Its product is annotated as C-C chemokine receptor type 3-like. The record is from RefSeq and is a predicted model, not a curated record. The coding region runs from base 1833 to 2960 and encodes 375 amino acids. Gene Ontology annotation, molecular function: C-C chemokine receptor activity. The transcript has 5 exons. NCBI's taxonomy places the organism in Eukaryota, Metazoa, Chordata, Mammalia, Carnivora, Felidae. Gene Ontology annotation, biological process: inflammatory response; G protein-coupled receptor signaling pathway; immune response. Gene Ontology annotation, cellular component: cytoplasm; membrane.